CUGCAAUAAAUAUUUCCAAAAUCACGAGACCCAAACAAAAAAGAGAAGCACUGCAAGUUCUUCACAGGAACACGAAAGAAGUGAAAUCACUCAAUCCUGAACCACUAUCGAUUUUGUCACCAUGCCUCAAGAUUUACAAAUAUAUUAUGUGACCGCGUUUGCGGUCACUACUUUGGUUGUGGGAGUGGGGGCCUGGUUAACUUCAAUAAAAAAGAAAUCGAGCCCAUCAAAAUCUGAGAAACUUGAGAAACAACGUCCCGAGAAAUGGUGUCUUGUAGGAAAAAUUGCAAAACUAAUAAUUUAUCCGAUUAAAUCAUGUCAGGGGGUCAUUGUUCAAGAAGCAGUUAUAACAACCCUGGGCUUAAAGUUCCGCAAUCACAAUAUUAAAGAUCGCGACUUUAUGAUUGUGGACAAAAAUGGAAGAUCCGUCACAAUGGUGACUCACCCAGGAAUGUCAUUUAUAACUUUGGAGCCUUCGAAGGAGAAGGAUCACCUAAUCAUGAGUGCGCCUGGAAUGGAUUCAAUCACUUUUACGUAUCCAACCAAAAAAUUAGAGGAGAAGUUUUGUCGCGUGAAACAUGACACGAAAGUAAAAGCGUUAGAUUGCGGAGAUGAAGUCGCAGAGUGGAUUCAAACAUUUAUUGGGAAAGAAGGACUCCGUCUUUACUACCAUCACAUCCAACAGACCCAGCGCACUUUCGAGCCUUACAUGUAUGAAUGCCCGCAAUUUGAGCAAUCUGAUAUGGGCGCGUUUCAUAAUGAGACGAGUUAUCUAAUGGUAGGUCAGGAGUCCAUCGAGGAGCUUAAUGCACGAAUAGAAAAGAAGUCAUCUUGGAAGAACUGGAGGCCAACAAUUUUAAUUGACAACAUGUCAGAGCCAUUCGCAGAGGUUAACUGGUCAUUUGUAAAAAUUGGAAGUGAAAACGCAAUUCUCAAGGCUUCAGUACCGUGUUACAGAUGUCCUUUGACUACUGUCGAUCAGGAAACUGGGGUACUUCCAAAGGAUGGGGAACCAUUAAAAACAUUGCGAAGUAUGAACAAAACUGAUGCAUUUGCAGACCGCAAACUGGCUGAGUUAUUAAAAAAUAAGGGAAUUAUGGGGCUUCGCCUUGGUUUAUACUUGCCUGCUGGAGAGGGAGCAACGAUUAAAGUUAACGAUCCAAUUUAUGCAGCAUUGCUAUAAUUAACUAAUCUAAUAAAUACUCGUUCACUUAAAAAUAAAAUGAAAUUAUGUUAUUUAAGGUA
Messenger RNA from Folsomia candida, 1245 nucleotides. Its product is annotated as mitochondrial amidoxime-reducing component 1. Bases 122 to 1183 code for a protein of 353 amino acids. Gene Ontology annotation, molecular function: catalytic activity; molybdenum ion binding; pyridoxal phosphate binding. The record is from RefSeq and is a predicted model, not a curated record. Lineage: Eukaryota; Metazoa; Arthropoda; Collembola; Entomobryomorpha; Isotomidae. The transcript has 6 exons.